AUGUUUUUUCCUUUGCUCUUCCUCAUGAUUUUCCCUUCUGUUCUCUGUGAGUACCGAUGGUCUGUCUGCAAUAAUGCCUCAACUUAUAAAGAGGGAAGUGCAUAUUCCACAAACUUAAAACGAGUUAUCAGUGAUCUGUCUCGUAAUGCACCUCAAAGUUCAGGCUUUAACACCUCUUACCGUGGCCAAUCUCCCAAUAAAGUCUAUGGCCUGCUACAGUGUAUGGGUAAUAUAUCAGCAGCGAAAUGCUCAAAUUGUUCAAUGGAGGCAAAUAGCACUAUUCAAGAAGUUUGCGGCAACGACAUAGGUGGGCGAGUAUGGAUAGAUUACUGCUUCUUGCGCUAUGACAACUCCAAUUUCAUUUCAACAUUAGAUACCAACUUUGUUCUCCUGGAGAACAUAAAAGAUGUCACACAAGGGAAUCUUAUAGCUUCCAAGCGCAUAACAUUCGGUCUUCUGUCAGAUCUGAUUGAUUUAGCUUGCCUUCCAGCAAGUAUGGGAUUUUUCUCAGGAAAAAAUGAGUAUUCUUCUACAAUGGGAAAUGAAAAGGCUUCGGGCCAGGUUUACGGUCUAGUACAGUGCUGGAGAGACAUAUCGAUCAAGGAUUGUAGAAAUUGCUUGUCGCAGGCGAAGGAAGCUCUGGAAAGUUGUUGCUAUACUAAACAAGGCGCCCAGGCAAUGUCAGCAAGUUGCACGCUAAGAUAUGAGAUUUAUCCCUUUGUUGAUCCACCUGCACCUCCAAGUAUAACGCCCUCUCUUCCUCCUCAAAUAUUAAUCUCCACAACCAAGAGUCCUGGUUAUGAACCUUCUCCUAUGAGAUCAAACAAAUCAUCAGGAAGGUUAUGGAUGAUAUUAGGGAUUAUUAUAGGCUCGAUAGUCAUCUUCGCUGCUUGUUCCUUGGCAAUCCUAAGGAAAUUUAAAUCUGCAGUUUCGAGGAAGCCAGUAACCCUUGUGAGGGAGAAUGAAGAUGUUCUACAAAGGAGGCUUUUUAAAAAAGAGCAAAUUUCAUUCACCUUAGAAACUUUGAUCGAAGCAACAGAGGAUUUUAAUGACAAUAACAAGCUUGGAGAGGGAGGCUUUGGCCCAGUUUAUAAGGGAACGACCAGAAAUGGCAAGCAGAUAGCAGUGAAAAAGCUGUCUGCAAGAUCUGCACAGGGGAAAAGAGAAUUUAUGAAUGAAGUGGAACUCGUGGCAAAUAUUCAACAUAGAAAUCUAGUGAAUUUGCUUGGAUGUUGCACCGAAAGAACCGAAAGAUUGCUUGUCUAUGAGUAUUUGCCCAACAAAAGCCUGGACACCUUUCUUUUUGACCCAUUAAAGCGCAGAAUACUCGAUUGGCAAAAGCGGUUUAAUAUCAUAAUUGGAAUUGCUCGCGGCCUUCUUUACCUUCAUGAGGAUUCGCAGUUUCGAAUAAUUCACAGAGACAUCAAGGCAAACAACAUUUUACUUGAUGAGCAAUUGAAUCCUAAGAUAGCUGACUUUGGGCUAGCGAGACUCUUCUCUGACAAUGAAACUGAAAUUCAAUCAAAAGUUGCAGGAACUUAUGGUUACAUGGCUCCAGAAUAUGCAAUUGGAGGGCAGCUGUCUGUAAAAGUCGACGUUUAUAGUUUUGGAGUUGUACUGCUGGAGAUUGUAAGCGGAAAAAAAAAUACGGACAUGAAUCUUUCCAAAGAAAAACAGAGCCUCACCCUAUUAGAAUGGGCAUGGAGACUAUUCAAAGGAGGCCAUGCCCUGAAUAUUGUGGAUAUUGCGCUGGUGGGAAAUUGCCCAGAAGAGCAAGUGAUAAGAUGCGCCCACAUUGGACUUCUGUGUACACAGGCUGAUCCAGACGUGCGUCCAUUAAUGUCUAAUAUUGUUACAAUGCUAACCACCAAUUCUGUACCAUUACCAGUUCCAACGAGACCUGCGUUCGUAAGCAUGAGCAGUCAGAGUCCGAAUGUUAGUUUCAUCCCUGCAAUUUCUUCAAGGAAUGAAACCUCUAUUAGUAACUUGGAACCUAGAUAAUCCCUAGAAUUUCGACAGCGAGUCUUAAACUUCUUCAACGACUUUUCAACGACUUCAUUGGAUAAGUUUUGUUCAAACUUAAUAUCCGGGUCCAUCUAAUGAAAAGUGUCGUUAUAUCAAUUACGUACAAUUUUAUCUAGUCGACAUAAAAUUUAGUGGAG
Cryptomeria japonica (Japanese cedar) is the source of this 2162-nucleotide messenger RNA. Its product is annotated as cysteine-rich receptor-like protein kinase 44. Lineage: Eukaryota; Viridiplantae; Streptophyta; Pinopsida; Cupressales; Cupressaceae. Gene Ontology annotation, biological process: protein phosphorylation. The transcript has 7 exons. The coding region runs from base 1 to 2001 and encodes 666 amino acids. Gene Ontology annotation, molecular function: ATP binding; protein kinase activity. The record is from RefSeq and is a predicted model, not a curated record.